Messenger RNA from Colossoma macropomum (tambaqui), 1971 nucleotides. RefSeq names its product leucine-rich repeat LGI family, member 2b (gene lgi2b). The transcript has 8 exons. The record is from RefSeq and is a predicted model, not a curated record. NCBI's taxonomy places the organism in Eukaryota, Metazoa, Chordata, Actinopteri, Characiformes, Serrasalmidae. Gene Ontology annotation, biological process: inhibitory synapse assembly. Gene Ontology annotation, molecular function: protein binding. The coding region runs from base 90 to 1706 and encodes 538 amino acids.
CAAAGCUUCAACACUACUGUUGGAGGAAGGGGAGGAGGAAGAGCUGCUGGAUCAUCCUCAUAAAAAGACACAGCAGCCGUUUGAACGACAUGUCUCCAGUCAGAUAUUUCAUCUUAUUAACUUUUCUAAUUUCGUGUCACUUUCGAUCAUCGCGAGCUAAACGGAUAUUCAAAUGUCCUUCAGGCUGCACUUGCGCAACUGACUCCAUUAUCUGCAUUGGAUCAUCUUUGAUCCCCAGGACCAUUCCAAGUGACGUCAACUCUCUGAGUAUUGUCAAUGGCAGUUUCCCAGAAAUAAAGCAAGCAAUGUUCUCCCUCAUGCCAUCGCUGCAGUUACUACUCCUUAAUGCAAACUCCCUCACCAGCAUAAGGGAAGAUGCAUUCUCAGGCCUUCCUCACCUUGAGUAUUUGUUUAUUGAGGGGAACAAGAUAGAAGAGAUCAACAAAUAUGCCUUCAGAGGACUCCGUGAUGUUACACAUCUGUCCUUGGCAAACAACAACAUGAAAAACCUUCCCAAAGGCCUGUUUUCUGAUUUGCACUCUUUGAUAGAACUAGACUUACGAGGGAACCUGUUUCAGUGUGACUGCCAAGCCAUGUGGCUAAUGCUGUGGCUGAAAAGGUCAAAUGCCACAGUCUCAGAUGUCUACUGUGCUGGACCAGUGGACAUGAAAGGUGUUCUGCUGAAGGACGUCCCUGCGAAACACACAACGUGUGUCUCUAUUGAUUUUAUUCCUCACCAAACCAUCAACACCCAGUCCAUGUCAGCAGACAUCUUCUCCUAUAAAGAAGACAUCUAUGUUGCUAUGGCAGUCCCAAACUCAGACAGCUGCAUAAUCAUGGAGUGGGAUCACGUCGAAACCAAAUUCAGGCCUUUUGAUAGCAUUACAGGACGAUCCAUCAUUGGUUGCAGGUCUGUGCUGAUCGGCGAGCAGGCAUUCAUUAUUGUCACUCAACUCUUUGAUGGUUCCCACAUUUACAAAUUUGAUCAAGAGCAGAAUAAGUUCACCAAGUUCCAAACAGUCGAAAUGCUAAAUGUCUCCAAGCCGAACGAUAUUGAAGUCUUUAAAAUUGGGGAUGAGUGGUUCUUACUGAUUGUUGAUAGUUCCAAAGCAGGCAUGUCCACUCUGUUCAAGUGGAAUGACACUGGAUUCUUCCCACACCAGUUCCUUCAUGAGUGGUUCCGUGACACUGAUGUUGAAUUUGUUGAUUUGGACGGCAAGUCUAUUCUUAUUCUAGUGAGUCGUUCCCAAGUCCCUGUCAUCUACCACUGGAACAAAAGCACCCAGAUGUUUGUCCGCUUUGAUGAGAUACCAAACAUGGACGACAUGGUCAGUGUGAAGGCCUUUAGAAUCAAUAAUGUCCUCUACUUGGCACUGGCCUGUUACAUUGGAGAUUCAAAAGUCCUGAAGUGGACAGGCAGGCAUUUUGAGGAAGUGCAGGGCCUUCCCUCACGUGGGGCCAUGGUCCUUCAGCCUUUCAGCUUCAAAAACCAUAACUAUCUAAUUCUGAGCAGUGACUACUCCUUCUCUGAAAUCUACAGGUGGGACGAGGAGAAGCUGAUUUUUGUCAAGUUCAGGGAAGUGUAUGUUCAGUGGCCACGUUCUUUUACGCCACUGUCAACAGGUCAGCGUGAUUUCUUUCUCGCCACCAGCUUCAAGGGAAAAACAAAGGUUUUUGAACAUGUUUUAGUUGAUUACAGUCGAUGAAACUGUAGUCUGAAAGUAUGUGACAUCAGAACACCAAAUCAGUCUUUCCUCACUGAAUAUGAAUAUCUAUGCAUUUAGCCCUGUCUUGGCCUAAAUAUUAACCAGUGCAAUGUUAUUUUAACAACACGGUUGUCUGGCCUUUCAUUUUCAUUUCGCUUGGAAGAGUCAUAACAUGGUGCAUGUUUCUUAUUUACAAUUAUGCAAAUAUUUUUACAUUUAUACAGCAUUUUUUAUUAUACUACAAAUAACUCAUUCAGGCUGUUUC